Chrysemys picta bellii (western painted turtle) is the source of this 2816-nucleotide messenger RNA. RefSeq names its product acid phosphatase 7, tartrate resistant (putative) (gene ACP7). Gene Ontology annotation, molecular function: acid phosphatase activity; metal ion binding. The record is from RefSeq and is a predicted model, not a curated record. Lineage: Eukaryota; Metazoa; Chordata; Testudines; Emydidae.
CUCUAACCACUAGACCCCACUGCUCUCCUGGAGCUGGGGAGAGAACCCAGGAGUCCUGCCCCCCCUCACUUUUCACCCCCCUCCAUCUCCCAGCUUCUUUUCCGGUGUGGGGCGGGCACAUGCCCCGUGCAGGGUGUGCGGCUCUGCCCGCCCCUGCCUCCCUCCCCAGCCCCGGGGCCACCAGCCGCUCGGUGCCUCCUGCGGGCUGACGUCCUUCCGCCCCGGCCCUGCAGCACCGGCGGGUUGGGCUGCGGAGGGAGCCGACAGCAGCCGGGGCAGCCCGGUGCCUGCAUCGAGCUGACCGGCCUCAGCCCUGGGAGGACAGCGGGGAGCCCUGGCCGUGCGGGGGGCUGCGGAGCGAGGAGUUGCCUGGCCUCACUGCUGACGUAUCAGGCUGUGGAAAUCAGAGCUGUGUGGAGCUGACUCAGGACAACAGGAGGAUCUGACCCGCUCACAGGCCAGCGCCCCACGGCUUUCGUUUCCCCGUCCCUCUCCCACACGGCCGGGAAGAGCAGGACGAGGAUGGGGCCGCGCGGCUGGCUCUGCCUGGUGCUCCCCUGGGUGCUGUGCCAGGGCACCAGCCGCACCCAGCCCGAGCAAGUGCAUCUCUCCUACCCAGGCGACCCCACCGCCAUGACCGUCACCUGGACGACCUUCAACCGGGCCGGCUCCAUCGUGGAGUUCGGCCCAGAGCCGGGCGAGGUCUUCACCACCUCCGCCAAGGGCCACGCCAGCCGGUUCGUGGACGGCGGGUGGUUGCGCCGCAGUAUGUUCAUCCACCGGGUCACCCUGCGGGGCCUGGCCCCCGGGCAGCGCUACGCUUAUCGCUGCGGGAGCCCCCUGGGCUGGAGCCGGGUCUAUGGCUUCCGGGCUCUGCAGAAUGGCACCGACUGGAGCCCGCGUCUCGCUGUCUUCGGUGACAUGGGGAACAUCAACCCCCAGUCCCUGCCCAGGCUCCAGCGCGACACGCAGCAGGACAUGUACGACGUGAUCCUGCACGUAGGGGAUUUUGCCUAUGACAUGGACCAGUGUAACGCCAGGGUUGGAGACGCCUUCAUGCGCAAGAUCGAGCCCGUCGCCGCCUCGGUGCCGUACAUGACGUGCCCGGGGAACCACGAGGAGAAAUACAACUUCUCCAACUACCGUGCCCGAUUCAGCAUGCCCGGUGACACGGAGGGGCUGUGGUACAGCUGGGACGUCGGCCCUGCCCACAUCAUCUCCUUCUCCACCGAGGUGUAUUUCUACCUGAACUAUGGCCGUCACCUUGUCCAGGAGCAGUACCAAUGGCUAGAGAGAGACCUACAGAAGGCCACGCGGCCGGAUCGGCGCCGGCGCCACCCGUGGAUCAUCACCAUGGGGCACCGGCCCAUGUACUGCUCCAACAACGACCUCGACGACUGCACGGAGCACGAGAGCAUCGUUCGCCGAGGGCUCCCCCAACAUCUGUACGGCCUGGAGGACCUGUUCUAUAAAUACGGUGUCGAUCUAGAGCUGUGGGCCCAUGAACACUCCUACGAGAGGCUGUGGCCUGUCUACAACUAUCAGGUCUACAACGGCAGCGCCAAAUCGCCCUACACCAACCCCCGGGCGCCCGUCCACAUCAUCACCGGAUCGGCCGGCUGUAAGGAGAGGCUGGACCCCUUUGUCCCCAACCCACGGGAGUGGAGCGCCCUGCGCAUCGAGGACUACGGCUACACGCGCCUGCAAAUCCUCAACCGCAGCCACAUCUGGCUGGAGCAAGUGUCCGACGACCAGGACGGGAAAGUCGUGGAUGGGAUCUGGCUCAUCAAGGAGUUGCACGGCCCCAAAGCUUGGCAUUAGCCUGGCAGGAGGCCCCAGCCCUGAGUUGAGCAGAGGGACUGCGUCCCCAGGACCCCCUGAAAUCCUCGUUAUGUGGCUGGAGGCAGAGCUCCCUGCGGGGCUACAAACGAAUCUGAUCAAAUCCAAAGGCCGCUCUGGCAGGGCCUGAUGUAUGGCACUGGAAGGACACACCUGCCCCUGGAGCUGGGUCUUUAUGACGGUGAACAAGCGCUUUGCUGCAACUGAGCGUAUUAGGUCUCAGAGCACUUUCUACGGGUGGGGUUGUGUCUGUGUAUUCCCAGUUUAUAGACGGGGAAACUGAGGCACAGAGCAAGGAAGAACCUUGACCAAAAUCAUAGAUGUAGGGUGUCUUGCUUUCCAUUUGUCCCUGCCCUAAUCACUAGAUCCCAUUCCCUUCUCAGAGUCAGGAAUAGAACCCAGGAGUCCUGAUUUCCAGCCCCCCGCUCUAACCACUACAGCCUACUCCCCUCGGCAGGAACAGAACCCAGGAAUCCUGAUUCCCAGCCCCCCUGUUCUAACCACUAGGUCUACCCCUCACCUCUAUGAUGUCAGGAAUAGAACCCAGGCAUCCUGACUCCCAGUCCUUUGUUCAAGCCACUGGCCCAUUCUGCCUCUUACAAAAAAACCCCCAUAGAGUUAAAAUGUUCUCCAGAGUCUGCCUGAGGCAUCUCCACCUCUCGAAUCUUUCUAGCCCUCAGACUGUGUGUGGGGGAAGGGGUGCCGGGAGCUGAUGGUUUUCUUUCCUUAUUUGCUCUUUCCUCCAUGAGCUGAAGCUAGGACCAGGCCUUCUCCCCUGCUGCUGGUCCCUGUAAUGCAAUAAGCCCCACACGGAGCUGCCAGGCGGCGAGGGAUGGGGCUAGAUUUGCCUUUCGCCAUCAAGCGCGGCCCACGGUACAUCUCUGAGGUUCGCUGUACGAUCCUUCAUGCUUCGAGCUACGCGCUGGGUCUUUUGUAUUGAUGCUCUGGAAAUGAACGACACAAAAUCAAGCUCAAAA